AUGCCCUCCGAUUCUUCCAUCGAGUCCUUUACCAGGGACUGGGAACGAUGCUUUGACAGGAAGCCGAUCUCUUCAAACCCAGUCAUUGCCGACCUCGACGUCGAACACAACGAGCUUGCGCAGACCUGGAAAACAUUUGUUCGCCAUCUCCCGCCCAGUACCCGAGUCGAACGGGGCGACCGGCCCCCAUCAGUCGGCGAUGUCGCGGCCCUCAUACGGAACACGCAGUCUCACUGGAGGUCUCAGUCUCGCAACCGGGUCUUUGGCCAGGCCGUGGCUCUCUGCGACAGAUUCGUGCCGACCCUAGAAACACAUGCAACCUUGUUGGCUGUGUUGCCUGAUGCCGACCUCUUCCAUGCACCUCUCUUCUAUAGCGUGCUACAAACGUUGAUCAAGGCAGCUUCGGGUUACCCUCAUGUCAUUGAGGGGCUAAUGACCGCCCUGUUGAACAUUCAUAGUGCCCUAAACCUACCCACCGAACCUCUCACCUCCUCUAUUCACUUAAUGCCUGUCGCCAAGAUAUACGCUUUGUGCUUCUUUUUCCUGACCGAGUUCAUCGACUGGUUUAUCCGCAGAUCCACCUGCGAAUUGCUCAAGAGCCAUAGUCAAGAUGCAUACUCGGAAUUCCAUCACCUGGUCACCUGCAUCCAACGGCAGGCCCGGGCUCUCACGGACUCAUCCGACGCAAUGGACGUGGAUAUGGACGAGAAGUCCGAUGCAGCAUAUAGUCCACGUGCCCUCUGGGAAGAGUCCCAACUCAGCCAGGUCGGCCGCCAGGGAACGGAUCGUCGGAUAGCGGCCCAGAACACGAUCACGCGCCGUUUGAUUUGGGAGAUCCAGCAGGAUGCCGAAGAACGUGCUCGAAUCCGACGGCAGAGGGACCAGCUGCUGACUGAAAUGCUGAGGUCUGUCAAUAACCAGCUCCGUCCAGUCAAUGAACAAACUAGUGGGGUUGUCUGCAUGACCACUGCUGCGCCAGAUCUUGUGGCGUCUGCGUUUGAGUGGUCACGAGUAUCCAAGCGUCGUCUCGCGCGUUUGGAACUUCAGAACGCUUCUAGACAUCUCGAAGUCUAUUUUGACAACGACGAUCAAAUCGCCGACGUGGACCCCAAUGUCCAAAUAGCUGUGGAAAGCAGUGUGGUUGCGAUUCUUCAUGAAUGGGUUACCAACCCGCGUUCACAGGCUCUUGCUGUCGGCGGAUCCCCGUCAAACGUAUACCCGAGUCCGGUGGCUUUGAUAUCGGCGUGUUAUGCAUCCUUUUCCCGCCGAGCACGACUACCUGUCAUUGCCCACUUCUGCACUCUACCGGAUAAGGACGCCAAGGGUCUUACUAGGCACCAACAAGGUCUGAUUGCCCUCACUUACAGCCUGAUCCGCCAAUUAAUCGACUGUCUUCCUACCGUCGUGGACAGCGACUCGUUACUUGACCUGAGUGCCGAGCGAUUCCGUCAGCUCGAUGGUACGAUCUCCAGCUGGAAAGCCGCCCUGGCCUUGGUCGAUACACUAUUACAUUUCGUACCGCCCUUACUCGUCUGCGUGAUCGACGGUCUCGACACGAUUCACGAUGCAUCCACCGACGCUGCCCUCCGAGAUUUGAUACGCGUCCUUCUCACUCACACACGACACCGGCCCCAGCCAGCCAAUAGCGAAUGUUCGAGCCCAACCUUCCUUUUCAAGGUUCUCUUCACCGUUACCGGUCGGCCUAGCGCGCUGGUGGAGACCAUGUCCGAGAACCAGCUUAUCCUGAGCGAGCCAACGCACUCAGCUGAGCUCACUCCCUCGGACACCGUCCUCACCUCGGAUUUGGGAGUCGUCAUGAUGAAUGCAUGA
Molecule: messenger RNA, 1830 nt
Organism: Penicillium daleae
Lineage: Eukaryota; Fungi; Ascomycota; Eurotiomycetes; Eurotiales; Aspergillaceae
Exons: 4
Coding region: 1-1830 (609 amino acids)
Source: RefSeq, a predicted model, not a curated record